Messenger RNA from Daldinia decipiens, 1419 nucleotides. RefSeq lists its product as uncharacterized. Lineage: Eukaryota; Fungi; Ascomycota; Sordariomycetes; Xylariales; Hypoxylaceae. Gene Ontology annotation, molecular function: zinc ion binding; DNA-binding transcription factor activity, RNA polymerase II-specific. Bases 42 to 878 code for a protein of 278 amino acids. The transcript has 2 exons. The record is from RefSeq and is a predicted model, not a curated record. Gene Ontology annotation, biological process: regulation of DNA-templated transcription.
GAGACCUUCCAUCGUAAACCUCUCAAACAAGUACCUUCAAAAUGUCAGCCAACACUACACCGUUAAAUUCUAUACAUUUCUGCAACUUGUGCAACAAACCCAUCGCCACAGAAUCAGCUUAUAAGCGGCACAUCGCCUAUUGCCGCAGGGCUCAAAAUCGCCCUAGGAAACGACCUCGCUCUUGUAAAGAAUGUCAUUCUGCAAAGGCGAAGUGUAGUUUCGAGACCGAGUGUUCGCGCUGCAAGGCCAAAGGUCUGCGUUGUGUCUACGAGGCCUCUUUUACUCCUUCGCGUAGCACUGGCGCUGGUGUUGGCGCUGGCGCUGGUGCUGGCACUACAAACGGCACCAGCAAUACCGUAUCUGAAUCGACAGACAACUAUGAUAAUGCAGAAUGCAAUUCGCUCACAUAUCGCUUCGGCGCUUCGACGAGCCUCGAGCUACCUAAUACGUCGCCUCGGUCCUUGAUCGAGCUUCGUACCGACCCAGUUGCCUGGCAUAGCGCCAAAUUCAUCUUGGAAACCAUGCGAGGGCUGCCCCUCAUGAUGGUUGAUAAAGAGAGUUUCUCGUGGUAUAGUCACGGCUAUUGGUUUCAAUCCGAGCUUCCUCGCGACAUCGCCAAAUGCUCAGCGCUAGUGAACUUGUAUAACAGACACCAGGAACCUAUAAAACAAUCCGUAUGGUCGUUGAUAAAUGAAGAAAAUCGGCAACUUCUCCGCAUCCUACCAACGUGCUCGUUUAACGAUCUCAUCUCGUCGAUGCACGCGCAGAUUAUAUACAUGAUCAUGUUCGCCCUAGAUAACAAUAGCACACCAGAAGUUCCCGAGAUCCGUUUACAGAUGCUCAUGACCUUUGACGUAGGUUAUAGCUCCUAUGUAUGAAGUAUAUACUAACUCAAACAGCUUUAUGGGAAAAGGAGCAAAGAAAUCGAUUCGAUGAUAUGGUUCCCCGCCAGCGACUUCGACAAUCCUAACGUGGCUUGGGAAGAGUGGGUUUACACCGAGUCGCGGCGAAGGUAUGUUUAGCUAACCUCCUCGGAUGGGAUCCGAUAUCUUCUAACUAUUAUUUAGAUGUGCCGUCACUUGGUUCCUCCUGAGUCGCGUGAUAGACCUCAAGUUUGGGGUUAUGUGCCCCAGCAUCAGCAAUUACCGCGCGCUCCCUCUUCCCUCUCCGGACUCGCUCUGGAGUGCCAGGACACGAGCUCAGUGGGAAAAUGCCCGCACAAUUCAUAUUGAGCGGAAUAAGUCGUCGCUACGGACCUUUGGGGACCUAAUAGAUGCUCGAUUAAGUCCCCACAACUCAGACCGCGGGCAGGAGCUGAACAGAUGGUAUGCAAACUGCGAUAAGCUGGGGCUUCUCUUAACGUUAGCCACUGCCAUGGUGUAAAUGGGUUCAAUGAUUAUGAAAUAACGAUUAUUACAA